AUGGGUGUGGCACAAGCUAUUCACAUUCUACUUAUGCUGCUACCCUUGUCAAUUUCAGCAACUGACACCUGUGACACAGGAUGGUUUGGUCCCAAAUGUCAGUACAUGUGUCACUGUGUCAACAACCAGUGUGACGCUUCUGGGGAGUGUGUGGGUGGGGCCAGGUGUGAGCAGGGAUGGUUUGGUCAGGCCUGCCAACACGAGGAUAUGGCGGUUCUGGGUAAACUUAUAACAGCACCAAUGAUAAAUGCAGAUGUCGUUAUGGACGGCGACGAUGCGACAUGCGCCAGUAACCUGACAACAAUUUUUCUCAAGUGGAACAAAAAUUAUGCUUUCACUUGGCUAAGGUUUAAAGUGGAAAAAGAAAACCAACUUGGUGAGUUGACCGUCAUGUUCAAACCCCUGCUGGGAGACGAAACAGUCUUGCUCAAUCACGACUACAUUCCCUGCAAGGACCAAAAAUUGUAUUCAGAUGGAAACGGUACUUUUGAUGUGGUUUGUGAUGUUAACGUCAGCGUUCACGAGGUGAUGGUAGCUGGAGAUCUCAUCAGACAUUUGUGUUCUCUUCACAUCAGUGGAGGUAGAAAUGUUGCCCAAAAACAGCAAGCCCAUCUGUCCAGCAACCUUGAUGACGUGAAGUCCAAACCUGAACAUGCCGUUGACGGUAAUAUGGACAGUAACUACCAUCAUGGAUCGUGUUUCCAUACAUUGGAGGGGGACACAGAACCAACGCUAGAAAUCUGGUUUUCCUUACCUGUUGUUAUAAACAGAUUCGUUAUACAUAACAGAGCUGAUUGUUGCCAGCAAAGACUUAAAGGAUUCCAUCUUAAGAGCGUUACUGAAGGCGAUGAGGUUGAUAUCGAUUAUACUGACGGAUUGCCUUAUCCACAAAACAUGUACACAGUUCUAGCAACAAAAAACCGGAAGCAAAUCUCCAUGGUCUCCAUUACAGCUACAGAUCACAGCUCUGGGUUGUUCCUCUCUUUGUGUGAGUUACAGGUCUAUGGUGAAUCUGCUUGCCAACCUGGAUUUUAUGGGAAAGAAUGUAAUUUAAAAUGUAACUGUGUUGACACAACUGAAACUUGCUUUUCUGUCACUGGAUUGUGUCCAUAUGAAAGAAAAGGCCUUAUAUUUUCUGGAUCGACUGGAAUAACUGGCACCACUACAUUAUCAUCAGGCCAUUAA
Messenger RNA from Physella acuta, 1185 nucleotides. RefSeq lists its product as uncharacterized. NCBI's taxonomy places the organism in Eukaryota, Metazoa, Mollusca, Gastropoda, Physidae. The record is from RefSeq and is a predicted model, not a curated record.